Messenger RNA from Homo sapiens (human), 2003 nucleotides. RefSeq names its product tubulin alpha 8 (gene TUBA8). Gene Ontology annotation, cellular component: microtubule; microtubule cytoskeleton; cytoskeleton. The record is from RefSeq and is marked reviewed. The transcript is spliced from 5 exons. Gene Ontology annotation, biological process: spermatogenesis; spermatid development; microtubule-based process. NCBI's taxonomy places the organism in Eukaryota, Metazoa, Chordata, Mammalia, Primates, Hominidae. Gene Ontology annotation, molecular function: structural constituent of cytoskeleton; GTP binding. Bases 58 to 1407 code for a protein of 449 amino acids.
AGCAGUCGGGGCGGGCAGGCCCAGCUGAGAGGUGCGCGGGCGAGGACAGCGGCAGCGAUGCGGGAAUGCAUAUCAGUCCACGUGGGCCAAGCGGGAGUUCAGAUUGGCAAUGCCUGCUGGGAGCUCUUCUGCCUGGAACACGGCAUCCAGGCAGACGGCACUUUUGAUGCUCAAGCUAGCAAGAUCAACGAUGAUGACUCCUUCACCACCUUUUUCAGCGAGACUGGCAAUGGGAAGCAUGUGCCCCGGGCCGUCAUGAUAGAUCUGGAGCCUACUGUAGUGGAUGAGGUUCGGGCAGGAACCUACCGCCAGCUCUUCCAUCCAGAGCAGCUGAUCACAGGAAAGGAGGAUGCAGCCAACAACUAUGCCCGGGGCCACUACACGGUGGGCAAGGAGAGCAUUGACCUGGUGCUGGACCGCAUACGGAAGCUGACAGAUGCUUGCUCUGGCCUGCAGGGCUUCCUGAUUUUCCACAGUUUUGGUGGGGGCACUGGCUCCGGCUUCACUUCUCUGCUGAUGGAACGCCUCUCCCUGGAUUAUGGCAAGAAAUCCAAGCUGGAGUUUGCCAUCUACCCAGCCCCCCAGGUCUCUACUGCAGUGGUGGAGCCCUACAACUCCAUCCUGACCACCCACACCACACUGGAACAUUCAGAUUGUGCUUUCAUGGUGGACAACGAAGCCAUCUAUGACAUCUGCCGCAGGAACCUUGACAUUGAGCGCCCUACCUAUACCAACCUCAACCGCCUCAUCAGUCAGAUUGUGUCCUCAAUCACUGCUUCUCUCCGCUUUGACGGGGCCCUCAAUGUGGACCUCACUGAGUUCCAGACCAACCUGGUGCCCUACCCCCGCAUCCACUUCCCGCUGGUCACCUACGCGCCCAUCAUCUCUGCCGAGAAAGCCUAUCACGAACAGCUCUCUGUGGCCGAGAUAACCAGCUCCUGCUUUGAGCCCAACAGCCAGAUGGUGAAGUGCGACCCGAGACAUGGCAAGUACAUGGCCUGCUGCAUGCUCUACCGGGGCGACGUGGUGCCCAAGGAUGUGAAUGUCGCUAUUGCUGCCAUCAAGACCAAGAGGACCAUCCAGUUUGUAGACUGGUGUCCCACAGGCUUCAAGGUGGGCAUCAACUACCAGCCCCCGACCGUGGUCCCCGGGGGAGACCUGGCCAAGGUGCAGCGGGCCGUCUGCAUGCUCAGCAACACCACGGCCAUUGCGGAGGCCUGGGCCCGCCUCGACCACAAGUUCGACCUCAUGUACGCCAAGCGGGCCUUUGUGCAUUGGUAUGUGGGAGAGGGGAUGGAAGAAGGAGAAUUUUCUGAGGCCAGGGAAGACUUAGCUGCCCUGGAGAAGGAUUAUGAAGAAGUGGGGACUGAUUCGUUUGAAGAAGAAAAUGAAGGGGAGGAAUUUUAAAUAUAUACCUUCCCCUUGGCUGUGUCUCUUUAUUUAUGCUGUGCCAUUCAAAGCACAUGUUCAAGAGAACAGAACACUCUCCCCGCCCCAGCCUGAUUCCUGCCUUACCCAGGAGGAGGGUGCCUGGCCCCAGUACCCAGGGUGGCACGACUGGGCUAAGUGGACACUGAGCUUCAUCAGGCCCUCCCUGGGUAGGAGCAGCUUUGUGUCACUAAAGAAAGUGAGGGCCACUGUCUCCGGCGGGUGAGGCUGCAGCCCAGUUUCACAUGCGAGGAGGCCUAAUCAGGAGUUUCAAUUCCAGAUCGGGCUGGGUCCAGCCCCAAAACAUGGCCUGCUGGCUGGGGAGUGGGAACACUCAGAGAAAGGGGAGAUCUGGGCCUGGGAAGAUUCCGGGGCAGGGGUGAGCGGACGUUCACAUGAGUGGGUCUAUAGCCCGCUCCGGGCAUCAUCUAGACUUAGCAUGCAUUCACUCCCCCAUCACAUAUUCCAAUACACACCCUGUCCUAGGCACUGAGAGCUGGAGAGUUGGUGAUAAGCGAGACGAACACAUUUCCUGCCCUCAUACACACAUAAAUAAAGUGAAUGAGAUCAUGUCA